Messenger RNA from Malassezia sympodialis ATCC 42132, 1308 nucleotides. RefSeq lists its product as uncharacterized. The record is from RefSeq and is a predicted model, not a curated record. Gene Ontology annotation, molecular function: phospholipid binding; clathrin binding. The transcript has 2 exons. The coding region runs from base 1 to 1308 and encodes 435 amino acids. Gene Ontology annotation, biological process: endocytosis; actin filament organization. Lineage: Eukaryota; Fungi; Basidiomycota; Malasseziomycetes; Malasseziales; Malasseziaceae. Gene Ontology annotation, cellular component: clathrin vesicle coat; plasma membrane; endosome.
AUGUCGCUGCAGAACCUGUCCAAGUCGGCUGUCCGUGUGGGAAAGAACUAUUUGAAGGGAUACACGGACACACAGAUCAAAGUGCGUGAUGCAACGUCGAACGAUCCUUGGGGCCCGAGCGGGACGCAGAUGGCCGAGCUUGCCCAGCUGAGCCACAAUCCGUAUGUGCUAGCCACUGACCGCAGGACGGACUUUAUCGAGAUGAUGGAGAUUCUCGACAAGCGCCUAAAUGACAAGGGCAAAAACUGGCGCCACGUCUUCAAGGCCUUAUCAGUGCUCGACUACCUGCUGCACGCGGGCAGCGAGAGUGUGUGGAACUACUUCCACGACAACAUCUACAUUGUCAAGACGCUCAAGGAGUUUCAGUACAUUGACGAUGCGAGCGUUGACCAGGGCAUCAAUGUGCGCCAAAAAGCCAAGGACAUUACGGCGCUGCUUCUGGAUGAGGCCAAAAUGCGCCAGCGGCGGCGCCAGCGCUAUGAUUCUGAGACGCAGGGCGAUCCCGACGACUUUUCCGACGAGGCCGGGCGCCGCCGCCGGCAGCAGCAGCAGAGCCGGCAGACCGCCGAGGACCGCGAGCUCGAGCAAGCGCUCGAAGAGUCGCGCCGUAUGGCAGCAGAGGAGGACGAGCGUCGGCGCCGCAACGCACAGCACGACGCGGAUAUGGAGCGCGCACUGGCCCUUUCGCGCGAGGAGGAGGAGAAGCGCAAAAAGAAGGACAAUCUGAUCAACCUGGACCAGGAGUCCGAGCCGGCGUACGGUGCGCUCCAGCCGCAGUACACGUCUUUCCUCCCGGUGCAGGCGACAGGCUUCAACCCCUUUUUCCAGGCGCAGAUGCAGCAGCAAGAAAUGCUGCAGCAGCAGUACCUGCAGCAGCAGGAGUACCAGCGGCAGAUGGCACUGCAGCAAGCCGCGCAGCAGUACCAGUACAUGAUGACGCAGCAGCCGCAGCCGCUCGUACCGCAGCCGACGAGCUUCGGCUCGAACAACCCGUGGCUGCAGGCGAGCGCGCCAACACCGGCCGCGGCACCUGAGCCAGCGCCCAUGCCCGCGCCUACGCCUGCGCCUGCACCUGCGCCCGCACCCGCGCCGACCGAUACCCUGAUCAACCUCGAUGGCCCCGAGGAGCCGGAGCCGGCCCCUAUGCCCCGUGGCCCGCCGCGCGUCAAGCUGAGCGAUAAGCACGCCGAGCUGGAUCGUCUUCUGGCGUCCGGUGACGGUAUCGAUACGUUUGGCAACACAGGCGAUAUGCGACUGGGCCACACAGCGCACGGGGCAAGCUGCCGCGCUGGGGCAGACCGCGUUUGA